Molecule: messenger RNA, 195 nt
Organism: Botrytis fragariae
Lineage: Eukaryota; Fungi; Ascomycota; Leotiomycetes; Helotiales; Sclerotiniaceae
Product: putative aldehyde dehydrogenase family protein
Exons: 3
Coding region: 1-195 (64 amino acids)
Molecular function (GO): oxidoreductase activity, acting on the aldehyde or oxo group of donors, NAD or NADP as acceptor
Source: RefSeq, a predicted model, not a curated record
AUGAGCGCAAUUGGUUUCGCUAUUGCAAAGCAAUUAGAGUCUGGAGCUGUUCACAUCAAUACUGUGAGUGUUCGAGAUGAACCUGCUUUACCAAUGGGAGGUAUGAAGAAAAGUGGUUGGGGUAGAUUCAAUACUAUUCUCAGUAUAGAGAAAUUCCUAGUCGCAAAGACAGUGACUUGGAUGAUUGAGAGCUAA